Messenger RNA from Phodopus roborovskii (desert hamster), 1879 nucleotides. RefSeq names its product neuronal differentiation 1 (gene Neurod1). Gene Ontology annotation, biological process: regulation of DNA-templated transcription; nervous system development. The record is from RefSeq and is a predicted model, not a curated record. Lineage: Eukaryota; Metazoa; Chordata; Mammalia; Rodentia; Cricetidae. The transcript has 2 exons. Bases 138 to 1205 code for a protein of 355 amino acids. Gene Ontology annotation, molecular function: protein dimerization activity.
CAACAAGGGUAUAUAACCCUGGAGCUGGAGCCGCCUGGACACGAGGAAUUCGCCCACGCAGAAGGCACAGUGUCCCGAGGCUCCAGGGUUAUGAGAUCGUCACUGCUCAGGACAUUCUAACAACAGGAAGUGGAAACAUGACCAAAUCAUACAGCGAGAGUGGACUUAUGGGCGAGCCUCAGCCCCAAGGUCCCCCAAGCUGGACAGAUGAGUGUCUUAGUUCUCAGGACGAGGAACAUGAGGCAGACAAGAAGGAGGACGAGCUCGAAGCCAUGAAUGCAGAAGAGGACUCUCUGAGAAACGGAGGAGAGGAGGAGGAUGAAGAUGAGGACCUGGAAGAGGAGGAGGAGGAAGAGGAAGAAGAUGAUCAAAAGCCCAAGAGACGGGGCCCCAAAAAGAAAAAGAUGACCAAGGCGCGCCUAGAGCGAUUUAAAUUAAGGCGCAUGAAGGCCAACGCCCGUGAACGGAACCGCAUGCACGGGCUGAACGCAGCGCUGGACAACUUGCGCAAGGUGGUACCCUGCUACUCCAAGACCCAGAAGCUGUCCAAGAUCGAGACACUGCGUUUGGCCAAAAACUACAUUUGGGCUCUAUCCGAGAUCCUGCGCUCAGGCAAAAGCCCUGACCUGGUCUCCUUCGUCCAAACGCUCUGCAAAGGUUUGUCCCAGCCCACCACCAACCUGGUCGCUGGCUGCCUGCAACUCAAUCCCCGGACUUUCCUGCCCGAACAGAACCCUGACAUGCCUCCGCAUCUGCCCACAGCCAGCGCUUCCUUCCCAGUACACCCCUACUCCUACCAGUCCCCAGGGCUACCGAGCCCUCCCUAUGGCACCAUGGACAGCUCCCACGUCUUCCACGUCAAGCCGCCGCCACACACAUACAGUGGGGCUCUGGAACCCUUCUUUGAAAGCCCCCUGACUGAUUGUACCAGCCCUUCCUUUGACGGACCUCUCAGCCCGCCGCUCAGCAUCAAUGGCAACUUCUCUUUCAAACACGAACCAUCCGCCGAGUUUGAAAAAAAUUACGCCUUUACCAUGCACUACCCUGCAGCGACCCUGGCAGGGCCCCAAAGCCACGGAUCAAUCUUCUCGGGUCCCGCUGCCCCUCGCUGCGAGAUCCCCAUAGACAAUAUUAUGUCUUUCGAUAGCCAUUCGCAUCAUGAGCGAGUCAUGAGUGCCCAGCUCAAUGCCAUCUUUCACGAUUAGAGGCACGUCAGUUUCACCAUUCCCGGGAAACGAACCCACUGUGCUUACAGUGACUGUCGUGUUUACAGAAGGCAGCCUUUUUGCUACGAUUUCUGCAAAGUGCAAAUACUCGAAGCUUCAAGUGAUAUAUGUAUUUAUUGUUGUUACUGCCUUUGGAAGAAACAGGGGAUCAAAGCUCCUGUUCACCUUAUGUAUUGUUUUCUAUAGCUCUUCUAUUUUAAAAAAAUAAUAACAGUAAAGUAAAAAAGAAAAUGUGUACCAUGAAUUUCGUGUAGCUGUAUUCAGAUCAUAUUAAUUAUCUGAUCGGGAUAAAAAAAAUCACAAGCAAUAAUUAGGAUCUAUGCAAUUUUUAAACUAGUAAUGGGCCAAUUAAAAUAUAUAUAAAUAUAUAUUUUUCAACCAGCAUUUUACUACUUGUUACCUUUCCCAUGCUGAAUUAUUUUGUUGUGAUUUUGUACAGAAUUUUUAAUGACUUUUUAUAACGUGGAUUUCCUAUUUUAAAACCAUGCAGCUUCAUCAAUUUUUAUACAUAUCAGAAAAGUAGAAUUAUAUCUAAUUUAUACAAAAUAAUUUAACUAAUUUAAACCAGCAGAAAAGUGCUUAGAAAGUUAUUGCGUUGCCUUAGCACUUCUUUCUUCUCUAAUUGUAAAAAAAAAAAAAAACAAAAAACAAAA